CCUAAACAGAGGAUAGGAAAUGCUGGUCACAAGAAAGAGCUUUAUCUUCAACAGCCCGACUUCUUAUCCGUCUGUGAGGAGAAAUGGCAGAAAAUUUGGAAUCUCAAUGGCCAAGAAGAGAGAUUUGUCUGAUAAAUCGAGGACCCAGCAAGAAACGACCAUUUUCCCACUGAAAAUCUCCAACCCAAUUCUUGCUCGCUCUGUUGUGGCCGUGCUUGGGCUGGGAUUCAUCGAUGCUGGGUACAGUGGAGACUGGUCAAGGAUUGGAGUGAUAUCAAAGGAAACUGAGGACUUGCUAAAGCUUGCAGCUUUUGUACUUGUUCCUUUCUGUAUCUUUCUCAUCUUUUCUUUAUCCAGGGAACCAGAAGCUUGAUUUUUUUUUUUUUUUUUGAUUUGUUUAAUUUUGAAUGUGAAAAGCAAAUGAUUUCGUGGGUGUCAA
Messenger RNA from Alnus glutinosa, 439 nucleotides. RefSeq lists its product as uncharacterized. The coding region runs from base 20 to 373 and encodes 117 amino acids. The record is from RefSeq and is a predicted model, not a curated record. NCBI's taxonomy places the organism in Eukaryota, Viridiplantae, Streptophyta, Magnoliopsida, Fagales, Betulaceae. The transcript has 2 exons.